GCUGACAGCCAAAAGUAACUGUUGAUUGUUUACCUAAAAUACGUUUUUUAUUUUUAUUUCUAUUCAAGUAUUUAUGUAAGCAAAGUGAAACUAAAGUAGCUAAUAAGUUAUCUAUGUAAAAGUGUUCAUAUAUGUUACAAAAGCAUGGAAAUAUUAACAUAAAAUUUCACAUUUCUGUUGUCUGUUGUGUACUUUGGACUUUGGCUGAUUGUGACUCGCGAUUCGGCAAAUCCAGUGUGUAAACUCGGUAUUGUGGUGUAAAUCUUGUUGAUUAAACUCGACAUGUUUCUGUUGCGGAAACUUGAAGGUUUGCUAAUGAGGACCAAGCAGAAUUCAAGCCAGUUUUUGUCCACCUCCGGUACAAUGAGUAACCCAAUUGUGACCGUGAAAGAAGGCAAACUUAAAGGGGCUACUAAAAAACUGCUAGAUGGGUCAACAUACUACAGUUUCAAAGGGAUCCCAUAUGCCCAGCCUCCUAUUGGAAAAUUAAGGUUUAAGGCACCACUACCUCCUAAACCAUGGGAAGGAAUACACGAAGCCAUAGAGCAUGGAGCCGUUUGUCCUCAAGCAGAUAUCACUACCAUGCAGUUAGUAGAAGGCAGCGAAAACUGUUUGUUCCUCAAUGUGUACUCCAAGUCGCUGCAGCCUGACGCCAAACAACCUGUCAUGGUAUUCAUACACGGUGGAGCCUACAUGUCUGGCUCUGGUGAUACAGACACCCUCGGACCAGAAUUCCUUAUACAACACGAUGUUAUAUUAGUCACGAUCAACUACAGGCUCGAAGUCUUAGGUUUCUUGUGUCUCGACACUGCAGAUGUACCUGGCAACGCCGGCAUGAAGGACCAAGUGGCAGCUUUGCGGUGGGUCCAAAGUAAUAUCGCACAGUUCGGUGGAGACCCUAACAACGUAACUAUAUUCGGAGAAAGCGCUGGUUCCGCGUCCGUCACGCAACACAUGAUAUCUCCUAUGUCUAAGGGACUGUUUCAUAAAGCGAUUGCACAAAGUGGCACCUGUUUGGAAGAUUGGUCAAUAGGCCGCAAAGCUAAAGAGCGCGCAUUCCGCGCUGCUCGAUAUCUAGGAAAUGAAACGGAAAAUGUCGAUGAGCUGCUUGAGUUUCUUCAGGGCGAGCCGGCAACUAAUCUCGCCCACUUGACUAUGAAAACUAGAACGCCUGACGAAAAAUUCCGAGGACUGCCCAUACAUUUCACCCCAGUAGUUGAAAAGCCAUUCGACAAUGUAGAUCGCUUUUUAGACGAAGAGCCAAUCGAUAAAGUUCUCACUAAUAAAAUCCAUAAGGUUCCGUUGAUGAUCGGCUACGUGUCUCACGAGGGGCUGCUCAUGUUGGCUGAUCGGUUAAGAAAAGCGGACUUAUACAAUAAAGAAUCACAUUACUUAGUGCCUAGAGACAUAGCUACGAAAUUAUCUGACGAGAAAAGGAAAGAGUUUGGGGAGCGUAUUCUGCGUUUCUACACUGGUGACAAGGGAAUAUCGAGCGAGACCGCUGAAGCUAUUGUGGACAUGCAAACUGACUUGAACUUCGCCUACAAUACUCAUAGAUUCGCUCAUUACUACUCGGCGACUAACGAGCCAAUCUACCUCUACAGGUUUAGUUUUGAUACCGAACUCAAUUUCAUCAAGUCCAUCGCAGUCGGUCAGUCUCAGGUGGAUAUGAAAGGCGCGUGCCAUGCAGACGACUUAUUCUAUCUGUUUAACAAUGAAAUGAACAAAGAUUUCAUCGAAAAGAAGGAUUACUUGCAGAAAAUUGUUUUUGAUGUGACAAAACUGUGGACUGACUUUGCUAAAACUGGCAACCCAACUCCGGGCGACUCAUCGGUGCGGUGGGCGCCAUACACCAGGGCAGGCAAGGAGUUCCUGGACCUCAACCACUCCAUGACCCCGGGUCACAACCCCGAGGGACCCAGGAUCGACUUCUGGAACAAGCUAUACUGUGACGCCGGCUUGCCUUGCAUCACCAAGAGUACUUUGUGAAGGUACUAUUUGCUCUUAUGUAUUUAGAAAGUAUAUAGAGUAUUUAGUAUUGUAAAAAGUACGUACUUAAUUUGAUUGUGAUAAUAUUAAUGAUGCUCUCGUUGAAUAUUCCAGCAAAGUUAAAUUGGUUAUUAGGAAUGAGUUAACGGUGUAGUGGUUAAGAGUGAUCGAACUACCGAAACUUGAAUUGGUAGUACAACAUGGAAACUGUUGGGCUAUUAAAGAUAUUAUACUGUUUAUUGUACAGUGCAAUUCAGUGCAUACUACGCCGAGAAGAACACAAGUUUAUGUGAAGUUUGUGAAGACAUUAUGCAUAUUAGUUAACCCACUUGUUACGGAGUUCACUUUUUCUAUCACUUACCUUAAAUCAGUCAUCUUUCAAAUGUUGCACAUAAAAAUUGUUUACACUACCCACAUUAGUAAAAAUAUUUAUGUAAAACUAGCGUUUUUUUAAAAGAACGCUAGUAACAAGUGGGGUAAGUUUCUGUAGUAAUGCAUUUAUUAAUAAAUGUUAAAGUAUUUUAUUUAAGUAGAAGUAGUACCAAUGUAAUACAGGGUUUUGGGGGUGGAGUAGAUGAUAGAUAUAAUGCAUGGAAUAUUUAAAAUAAUAGUAAAUAUUAUAAUUAUGAAACAAAAAAAUUAAAUUAAAAAUACCCAAAUUAUUCCUCUUUAUAAUAUUAGUAAAGUAAUAGAUAUGUAUUUUAAAUCCUAGUUUUGACCCCCAGUUGAUUGAAUUUGAUACAAGUUUUGGUACAAUGGCGCCUUCAUGGAAACCAUGUCAAUAUGAAUAAUUAAUUUUAUAAAAGUACCUUUACUUACACGACGCGAAUGCACAAAGGUUAUUUUCACAAAUAGGAAAAGAGUCACCGAUACUCUGCUGUAACAAAAACCUUGACCAAGGGCAUCUUCAAUUUUCGCCUCGCGGGAGGGGCGAUUUAUUUGAUGUUGAGUAUUAUUAUUUCUUCAUUUAUUUUAGGUGGAAAUAUUUUUACUUUAUGUAACGUGUUAUGGGCAAGAAUGAAUGGAGAGAAAAAGGUGUCCCUUUAAUUUUGAUAGUAAUGUGCAGAUAUUUGCAGAUUUGUGAGCAAAAAAACAGUAUUUACAUAAUUUAUUGCGCUUACCUCAGCCUGCCUGAGGUACGGGAGCGGCAUAAGAAGGGUAACAUUGUUGGGAUAUUUAUGAUAUUAUGACAUGACAGAGCAUACAAACCUGAAGUCUCGCUGACGUUUGACCGUCACAAAACACCCUUCUCGUGGCCUUAUAUUCAUAAUAUUAACACGACAAUUAUUAUAAAGUUUGUCUAGUCUCUCAGUCACCAAUUGUUGAUGAAGAUGUUGUUGUAAUGUAUUUUAUUAUCUGUAAUUUAUUUUAUUUAUAUUAUAAUCUAGACAAUUUAAAUAUAGUAGUUUGUUGUAUAUUAUGUAUUAUAAUGAAUAUAGCUGUUGACUAUUUUAUACAAAGAUAUUUUAAACCGAAUUAUAUUAAGAAUGUGAUAUUUACUCAUAAGGACCUACAUUUUGAUAUAUCUACUUUAAAGUAGCUUUUAUGAUUAAUAUAUUUACACAAGUUUUAUAACAUUGACAUAUCAAUAAAAUUAAAAUACAGAAAGUUUGCGUAUUAUUACUUGUAAAACCAUGUAAAAGCAAAUAAAUAUUUCUGAUUUCUGAUUUCUGAUUAUAUUUUAACACACAGUAGGUACACACCGAAACAAGCUUUCAGACAUUGUGAACACAUAUUACAACAUAUUAUUUUUAGAAAACUAUCUACUUCUAAAUUACCUUUAACUACUGACGUGGGGGCCUCUCAGGCCUUGAAAAAGUCAAAUUGUAGAAUUUCUCCCCUCCCACGUGCACAACACACGCGAAUCUUUUAGUACCUUCGAGUUUCAUUGCGCCGAGGCUGUCAACAACUGUGCACCUGAUUGCACGCGCAAUAUCAGUAGGUAAAUUAAUUUUAAAGUUUCUUGUGGGCCUCUCAGGCCCCCACCUCAGUAUUGGCGUAACUUUUUUUGUCUAUAGUUUUCAUUUAGUUGUCGUCUAUUCUUGAAAUAAUUUGAAAAAAUCUAUAAUAUGGAGCCCACAGUACGUCGUCCGAGAGAAAGCGGUAUCUCGGAAGUAAAAAUAACCAGUAUUUAACUAAAAAUAGAAGAAUAGUCGUAUUUGGUACGUAUGUUAGGAAAUGAUAUGCCUGUACCUGUCUAUCAAGAUUUAAACAAUGAAACCAAGUCCCAUACAUGUCUUUUGAAGAUUCAAAUAAAAUCUACAUUUUAAAAACAUGUAGGUAUGGCUUCCUUCACUGAGCAAAGCAAGUUUAUCCAGACUGUGUUUAAUUCGCACUAUUUGAUGUGUGUCAUUUUUUCCCCCUUUUUCAUAUAAUAUUAGGAUUACUGAUAUAUCAUUAGCUAAAAAGACUAUUGAAAAUUAAGAUUCUAAGUUGAUUUGUUGA
Molecule: messenger RNA, 4434 nt
Organism: Ostrinia nubilalis (European corn borer)
Lineage: Eukaryota; Metazoa; Arthropoda; Insecta; Lepidoptera; Crambidae
Product: carboxylic ester hydrolase-like
Exons: 4
Coding region: 283-1989 (568 amino acids)
Molecular function (GO): serine hydrolase activity
Source: RefSeq, a predicted model, not a curated record